CGCCGGGACCAAGUUGGUCCAUGGAAUCUGCCGCGCCGUAAUUGCCGCGGGUCCUGCGCUGCCGCCUGCCUCUCCUCGGACCGGAGCGGGCCGGGCGGGCCUCGGCAGGCCAUGUCUUCCUCGGGCGCGCUCAGCAACUACUACGUGGACUCCUUCCUCCUCCACGAGAGCGAGGAGCUGGUGCAGUCCCGCUACGGCGCGGCUCCCCUGGGCCAGCCGGGCCGGCAGGCGAGCCUGGCCGAGCACCCCGAGUUCGCCCCCUGCAGCUUCCAGUCGAAAGCCUCCGUCUUCGGCGCCUCCUGGAACGCCGUGCACCCGCCGAGCGCUAGCAAUGUGCCCGCCGCCGCCGCCGUGUACCACCCGUACGUGCACCACCAGGCACCCAUGGCAGCGCCCGACGGCAGGUACAUGCGUUCGUGGCUCGAGCCCGUGCCGGCCUCCCUGUCUUUCCCCAGCAGGCAUUACGGCAUUAAACCUGAGCCGCUCACGGCCCGGAGGGGUGACUGUACCACCUUUGACACGCACGCACUCUCCCUGACUGACUUUGCUUGUGGUUCUCCUCCAGCUGAUAGGGAUAAGCAAGGCAACGACGGGUCCUUCGCGGAAAACAAUGGCGAGAGCGAGGCCGGCGGAGACAAGCCCCAGCUCGACCCCAAUAACCCCUCUGCGAAUUGGUUACACGCGAGAUCCACCAGGAAAAAGCGCUGCCCUUACACCAAGCACCAAACGCUGGAGCUGGAGAAAGAAUUCCUCUUCAACAUGUAUCUCACCAGGGACCGGCGGUAUGAAGUGGCAAGGCUGCUGAAUCUGACCGAGAGACAAGUGAAAAUCUGGUUUCAGAACCGGAGGAUGAAAAUGAAGAAAAUCAACAAGGACCGAGCAAAGGACGAAUGAUGCUCUCUGGGGUGAGGGGUUUCUCCUCCUCCUCCUCCCAUGCAACGCAACCACAACCCCCAUCACCCCCCCCCCCCAGGAGACUGUGUCCAGGCCUCAACGUUGAUUUUUGUCCUUGCCAAUUCAGUCCUUGAAUGUACCUCACCAACGCAGGCUUGAUGGCUGGACCCCGGUGCUAUUCAUGAGGUACCACGAUUUUCCCAUUGUCUGAUCAUAGGAAAGAAAAGGGGGCAUUAUUAACGUGCAAAGCUGAUUUGUUGGCUUAUUUAAAUCUACCUGUCACGAAAGAAAGAAAGAAAGAAAGAAAGAAAGAAAGAAAGAAAGAAAGAAAGAAAGAAAGAAAGAAAGAGAAAGAAAGAAAGAAAGAAAGAAAGAAAGAAAGAGAAAACUACCUUUUUAAUGCACAACUCUUGACGGACUGUAUAGGUUAGUCGAAGUAGUUAAUUUUAUUUGCUCUUUGCGUGGCAGAGAGAGGUCUGCUCUAAUACUUGAACACUGUGUUUGAUCGUGGUUAUUAUAUUUGUGACUCAAUUUUUGUGCUUGGGUGCUGUACCAGACGUGAUUGUGAAAGCUAGAAUUCAAUUUGAACUCAGGUUGUUUAAUAUAAAAGUUGCAUAGAGUAUAGCUCUGUAGUGUAAGACGUCUUUUUUCUGUAUCUUUAGACAGUUAACCUUGGAUUGUACGGGAAAGAAUAUUCUCCCUCCCUCCCUCUCACUCCCCCCACCCCACCCCCAAUUUUAAAAAAACAAAGGGGGGGGGAAUGAUCUGAGUUUGAAAAGGCAUCAGGAGCUCCCCCUUUCUUGAAAGCGUCAUCUUAGUAUGCACAGAAAACAAUGAUCUAUAUAUCUAUAAAUAUAUAGUACCGUCUUCGUCAGUUGUAUAUAUAUAAUCUAUAUAUUAAAGAUUAAGCCCUUAAUAAUCAGAUUAUCCUGAAUAUUGUUUUUGCACCCGUGAGCAGUUUUCAGCUAUCGGAGCUAUACGUAUAUGUGAAAAAGGUAACUACCUAUGGUUUACGUUUUUAAGUUUAAUCAAAUAAUUUGAUUCUUAUUGUAAUGAAAUUUAAUUUUAUUGAUAAUAAAUUAUACGCUCUAAAAACCUACCUUUGGUUAUUGUAGAUUUGUAUCAAUUAUUAAAAAAAUAAAAUCCUGGAAGUUAUGUUUAUGCAGAAGCUACACUGUAUAUUUUGCAAU
Molecule: messenger RNA, 2084 nt
Organism: Gekko japonicus
Lineage: Eukaryota; Metazoa; Chordata; Lepidosauria; Squamata; Gekkonidae
Gene: HOXA9
Product: homeobox A9
Exons: 2
Coding region: 112-894 (260 amino acids)
Biological process (GO): regulation of transcription by RNA polymerase II; anterior/posterior pattern specification; DNA-templated transcription
Cellular component (GO): nucleus
Molecular function (GO): DNA-binding transcription factor activity, RNA polymerase II-specific; RNA polymerase II cis-regulatory region sequence-specific DNA binding
Source: RefSeq, a predicted model, not a curated record